Coregonus clupeaformis (lake whitefish) is the source of this 387-nucleotide messenger RNA. RefSeq names its product MBT domain-containing protein 1-like. Lineage: Eukaryota; Metazoa; Chordata; Actinopteri; Salmoniformes; Salmonidae. The transcript is spliced from 3 exons. Gene Ontology annotation, molecular function: zinc ion binding. The record is from RefSeq and is a predicted model, not a curated record. Bases 67 to 387 code for a protein of 106 amino acids. Gene Ontology annotation, cellular component: nucleus.
AGGGGGGUCGGUAUGGAACACACGAAGCCGCUCUCCUCUAAACUCAUAUAACGUUAGCCUCAUUUGAUGCGAGAAAAUAGUCCCAAGGAGGAUGUUGAGGGGGGCACUGAUGUGGAGGAUGACGAUGAAGAUGAUGACGAAGAGGAUGAAAACGAGAUGGAUGAUUCCUUUGGAGAUGACUACUCGGCUCUUACUUUAGAUGACGGACCAGCAGUGUGUGAGAUGUGUGGUUUCAGUGGGACCAGAGACACCUUCUAUUCCAAGACCAAGCGUUUCUGCAGCGUCUCCUGCUCCAGAGCCUACUCCUCCAACUGCAAGAAGUCCUCUAUCCUGGCACGGCUGCAGGUGAGAGAGAGAAGGAAGGCAGAGGUGAUGAUCGGCCUCUAG